AUGUUCAAAUCAACCAGCGUUUCAAUUCUUGUGCUUGCUUUGGCCUUUGGUCUGGUCACCGCUAGUGCUGAAAAUAAUCCGCCACAACUAAUCAAGGCCAAACUGGAAGUCAUUCCGGACAUUGCCGCCUACAAAGCUGCUCAUCCUAAGUCGGAUGUUGUCCCGCUGAUUACCACCAAGAACAACCGUUCACAAAUUGUGUAUACGGUGGGAAGUCGAUUGCCAGGUGACCAAUUGGUGGGUACCGGUCAGGACUAUACAUCGUGGGAGACACUGCAGGAUGUGUCAUUGUACUUGCGCUAUCCACAGUUUGGAACCGGAGCGGUGAUUACCUUUGUUGAAAUAGUUGUGAACCAGAGUUCUGAACUGGGUGAUUUUUACGUUAUUUCCGGUGGAGUUGGUGAGCAGUUCAUCGAAAUGAUCAUCGGAGCGUACGCUACCAACUAUUUCCAGUACAGUGUCCAGGUCUACGGUUAUUAUUAG
Messenger RNA from Armigeres subalbatus, 483 nucleotides. RefSeq lists its product as uncharacterized. The transcript is spliced from 2 exons. The record is from RefSeq and is a predicted model, not a curated record. Bases 1 to 483 code for a protein of 160 amino acids. NCBI's taxonomy places the organism in Eukaryota, Metazoa, Arthropoda, Insecta, Diptera, Culicidae.